This is a messenger RNA of Durusdinium trenchii, 1830 nucleotides long. NCBI's taxonomy places the organism in Eukaryota, Dinophyceae, Suessiales, Symbiodiniaceae. The record is from the annotation of a GenBank genome assembly.
AUGGCCUGGCAGGAGAAAGACAUCUCGACUUGGAGCAAGAAGUCUUUGCCAGAGUACUUGUUUGCCUUGCAGGAAGGGCCCUGUUUGCUCCUGACCCCAUGGUCUCACAUGGAGGUACGCUUCUCUCACAUCGAGGUUAGCGGGGAAGUGUGCCUUUGCGGCCGGAAGAGCGAGGUGCUUCAGUUCGACUUGGACAUUGGGGUGCAGCUGGACAUUUUCAAGGCUGUCCGCUUCUACCAGGGCCCGAAGCGGGAAGAGCCGUUCUUUCGUGGAGUGCUUCGGAUCUUCCACUUUGAGCCGAAUAGCAUUCCUGAGAUCCAGGCAAGCUUUGAUCGAGCAGAUGCCAUCAUGGCUGAGGCAGCCGAGGUGACCUGGUUUCUGCAAAAAGGCAUGGGCAGCCGAUUGCUGCUGGCCUCCUUGUCCAGGUGGCAAGCUGCAGCUGGAGAGCAAAACCCUAGACUUAGCCUACCCAGCGGGAUCCCCGCCAUGGUCAGCUUCCAGAACCGCUUGAAGCACCUGGAGGCAAAGCACAACCUGAUGCACUCGAAGCACACUUUGAAGGUUGGGAUGCAACGUGCCCGCCCAGUCGCAUCCAACAAAGAGUGGAAUCAACAUUCCGAGAAUGGAGGCCUUCGAAGAGGAAUGAAGGCUUCACCCUCCCAGCCUUCGAAGUUCAGAGCUCCAGCUGCACAGCUCCGCGAGGUGAUUUUGCGAAAGGACUUUGCCAAGGCUUUCAAGUUGCUAGAUGACGAGCUUCUUCAUUCUCCAGUCGAAGGGCUGUGUGCCAUCCAUUCGGCUGUGGAGAGCGGCUCCUCCCCCAUGGUGGCCUUGGUCAUUGAGGCGCGUGCGGAUGUUGGGCGAAGAGAUGUGCUUGGCCGUACGCCUUUGAUGAUGGCUUUGAAGAAGGGAAAUGUGGCUCUCGUCAAGCGGCUCCUGGAGGCUGGAGCCUUUGAGUCGGAAGUCAUGCAGAGUGGGGAGGACUCCGAGUGGUUGACAAACAAGCUGAGCAAGGACUUCCGAAUGGUUCCGGAAGUGCUGCAGCUCGUUGAAGCCAAGGAGAAGCCCAUGCGCCAUGGCUGGACACUCAGCAAGGCCAUUCUCCGUGAUGCAAGGACUGCUGAAGCUGCGAUCGAGGCUGGAGCCAGCCCUAGCUGCGCGGAUGAACGUGGAGACCUUCCCAUACAUCUCCUUGCAAAGAGCUCCCACCACAAGGAGACCUCCCUUCGUUUGCUCCAGAAGCUGGCAAAAGCACGAGCUGAUGUCAAUGCCAAGAACCGCCGUGCAGAAACUCCACUCCUUUACGCAGCGCAUCGCGGCAAUCUGCCGGUGCUGGAGGGGCUUCUCAGAUUGAGAGCAGAUCCCUCACUGGCAAACGAAGAAGGCAGCACAGCGCUGAUGUUUGCUGCCCAUUCUGGACAUGAAGACGUUUGUAAAGUGUUGUUGGAGGCCCGUGCGCUUGCUACAUCAGUCAACCAACAUGGCCUCACUGCUGAAGAGAUGGCAACAAAGCGAGGCUUCCGCAGCCUCGGUGCAAUUAUUGCAGCAUAUGCUAUGGCGCCGAGGGACGAAGAAGUGGAUGAGCACCAGGAAAAGAAAAAGCACGACAAGGUGGAGGUAGCACUCAGAGCUUCACCUCAAGUUCACCUGGAGGCGACCUCGGCUCGCUGCAUCGAGCCAAAUGGGAGAAAGAGUUUCGACGACUACCAAAAGUGGGAUCGCAUCGUGGAAGACCUGGAGUCAAAAGAGGAGGCGGAGAGCCGGCGACAAAGCCUUGAGAUGCAUCCCGAAUACCUUUGGAAGAAUGGCAUGAAGAUGAGGGUGCUGUUCUGA